AUGUGCCGAUGUCCGCUAUGCGUAGAUCCGCAUUCGAAGCAACGUUUGUUCCGCACCCAGGACAUACAUCCCACUAUUCACCCACGUCAAGUUAAGUGGAAUGGCAAUGAAUUGGAGAUCCAGUGGAAUAAAGACAUCCAAGGGUAUGGCCCGGAGCACACGUCUCGAUGGCCAUACUAUCAACUCUUGAACCCUGUUCAUGAUACCCACGACACUACCCAUCCUAGUAUGAGACCUUUCCGUUGGAACGCUGCAAUCAUGAGAAAGUAUCAACACUGGAUCUCAUUUAGCGACUAUAUGCACAGCGAGACGAAAUUCACAUUUGCGAUGCAUAAUCUGGCCCGUAUGGGUCUAAUUUUUGUCAAGGAUAUUCCUUCGUCUCGCGAGAUGGUGGAAAUGAUCGCCAAUCGUAUGGGACCGCUGCGGAAUACUUUCUACGGCUCGACAUGGGAUGUACGUACAGUCCCAGAGGCGAAAAACGUGGCUUACACCAACCAACACCUUGGGUUUCACAUGGAUCUCUUGUACAUGAACGAACCACCCGGCUACCAGCUCCUGCACUGUUUAGAGAAUUCAUGCGAAGGUGGUGAAUCGCUUUUCGCGGAUACUUUCAACGUUGCAUACAGGCUGUUGCGCACGCGUCCAGCCGACUACUGGGAGCUGACACGAAGGCGUUUUGGCUAUGAAUAUGUACACGAUAACGCAGUCUACUACAACACUUGGCCAGUCUUCGAACUAAAUCCGCUAUCAGGGGAGUUACAGAACGUCAACUACUCGCCGCCCUUCCAGUCUGCAAUUCCAACCUGGAAUUCACGUUUCGGGUAUUACAAUCGCACGACGUACGACAGGUUCUGGAAAGCUAUGCACCAUUUCACGAAGAACAUGGAAUCCGAGCAUUCUGUGUUUCAGUUAAAGCUCAAUCCUGGCGAGUGCGUCAUCUUUGCCAAUCGUCGUGUUGUUCACGCGCGCAAUAAGUUCAAUACGACGAGUGGCUCCCGUUGGCUUGCUGGUGCCUACGUCGAUCAAGAUGCGAUGCUGUCUCACUUUGCCCUUCUCAAGAAGAAUAACUUGAAAUCCUGGAUCAAAGGGGACCCAAGUAUUAUCAAUCAGCUCAUGCCCAGGGACUAUCAACAAGACUUCGAAAAGAAGUAG
Molecule: messenger RNA, 1152 nt
Organism: Penicillium maclennaniae
Lineage: Eukaryota; Fungi; Ascomycota; Eurotiomycetes; Eurotiales; Aspergillaceae
Product: putative Gamma-butyrobetaine hydroxylase subfamily
Exons: 1
Coding region: 1-1152 (383 amino acids)
Biological process (GO): carnitine biosynthetic process
Cellular component (GO): mitochondrion
Molecular function (GO): oxidoreductase activity
Source: RefSeq, a predicted model, not a curated record